Molecule: messenger RNA, 1167 nt
Organism: Telopea speciosissima
Lineage: Eukaryota; Viridiplantae; Streptophyta; Magnoliopsida; Proteales; Proteaceae
Product: lipoate-protein ligase LplJ-like
Exons: 4
Coding region: 239-1084 (281 amino acids)
Biological process (GO): protein modification process
Cellular component (GO): mitochondrion
Source: RefSeq, a predicted model, not a curated record
UAAAUGUUUCAUAUAUUCUUUGUAGAUUUCCAAUUGCUCUGUUGUUUCACCAUUUUUUUAUUGCAUGAUAUUUGGUAUGACAUUUGGGUUCUAACUGGUUUUGUCUAUUUGUUGUUGAUGGAUGGUACCUUCCAGAACUAUAUCACCAAUUCAGGAAACAAGAAGAAUUCAUGGGAAGUAGAUUCUGAUCCACAGGGAGGAAAAGGUUUCCCAAUAAAUUUUUAGUGUUCACUAUUCAAUGGCUGUAACUCAAGCUAAAACUGUUGUGGCUCCAUUGAUGAAUAUCGUUAAAUUUAAAGGAAUGUCUAUCUUACAGCAGCUUCAUUUGGAGGAGCGGUUGUUCAGGACCUCUUCCAAUAAUUGGUGCAUCAUAAAUGAUGGAACAAAUGCUCCUAGUAUUGUCAUGGGAGUGAGCGGGAAACUGUCCGAACUUCUUGAGCUUAAACUUGUGUUGCAAGAUAAGGUUCCUGUGGUCAGAAGAUUUACUGGGGGUGGCACUGUCGUUGUUGAUCCUGGGACCAUAUUUGUGACUUUUAUAUGCAACAAGGAUGCUGUUCCUAAUGUAGAACUAUAUCCACGCCCCAUCAUGUCUUGGAGUGGUCUGAUCUAUGAAGAUGUGUUUCGAGGGAUUGCUGAUUUCCAUCUCUGUGAGAAUGAUUAUGUUUUUGGGAACUACAAGUUCAGUGGAAACGCUCAAUCUAUAUCAAGAAGACGGUGGAUUUACCACACUUCCUUUUUAUGGGAUUACAAGGACAGGAAUAUGGCUUGCCUAAAAGUACCAAGACGGGCUCCUGAAUAUCGAUCAGCAAGGAGUCAUGUAGAAUUCGUUUGCCGUAUGAAAGACUAUCUGUCGACAUCAGAUUUCAUCGACAGAACUGUUAAGGCUGUCAAGACUCAUUUCUCGUUGACAUCCAUUCAAUUGGAAGAAGUCAGUAUUCAUGCCAAGACAUCAUUUGCCCAUUCCAGCAAGUUGCUGACAAAGGCAGAACUGGAGGCAGCUUUUGCAACUCAGAUGAACUUAAAUGGGGAGAGCACUGGAUUGAAUCAGGUACAGGUAGGUUUGAAACACAUUCAAUCUAACUGAAGACAACUCUGUUAAGAUGGGUUGAUCAUAGCCCUGAAAAUGGAAUUGCUACUCACCAUUCUCUUGUAAUAAAAUUAGCAAUC